Molecule: messenger RNA, 5142 nt
Organism: Mercenaria mercenaria
Lineage: Eukaryota; Metazoa; Mollusca; Bivalvia; Venerida; Veneridae
Product: MOB-like protein phocein
Exons: 7
Coding region: 85-765 (226 amino acids)
Cellular component (GO): cytoplasm
Source: RefSeq, a predicted model, not a curated record
UUUCAAUGCUGCAGCCUAAUUUCGUCGUCAUAGUUAUUCCAUUUUCAGAACUUUCAAAUCGUUUGCAACAAUAAAAUAGGAAAAAUGAAAAUGGCCAAAAUUGACGCUGAAGAAUCAAUUAUUCGUAGAAAUCGACCUGGAACCAAGUCACAGAACUGGUGUAACUGGCCUGAUGAGUUGUUCGAGGAGAUGGACAGCACUCUAGCCGUGCAGCAGUUUAUACAGCAGUCUAUUGCACGAGAUGCCUCGUGCGUGGAUGAAAUACUUACACCACCAGAUGGUCAGGAUGAAGGUGUCUGGAAAUACGAACAUCUCAGGCAGUUUUGUAUGGAGUUAAAUGGAUUGGCAGUCAAACUACAGAGUGAAUGUAAUCCAGAAACCUGUACACAGAUGACAGCUACAGAACAGUGGAUAUUUCUGUGUGCUGCACAUAAAACACCAAAGGAGUGUCCAGCAAUAGAUUAUACAAGACACACUCUAGAUGGUGCAGCUUGUUUGUUGAACAGCAAUAAAUAUUUCCCAAGCAGGGUGAGUAUAAAGGAAUCAUCAGUAGCAAAGCUGGGUUCUGUAUGCAGGAGGGUCUACAGAAUAUUUUCACAUGCUUACUUUCAUCAUAGGGCUCUAUUUGAUGAAUAUGAGAAUGAGACGUCUUUGUGUAAACGUUUCACAGUAUUUGUUACCAAGUAUAAUCUUAUGUCUAAAGACAAUCUUAUAGUGCCAAUACUCGAGGACCAACAAUCCCUAGCCGCUGAAAGUGAAGCUUGAAUUACCUCCCCUGAAGCAGUCUAGAUCAUUAACUUUUCUAUGUUAUGCAAUACUGUAAAACUCUGAUAUAGUAAACUCAAUAUAACUGGUUGUAUGUUUCAAUGAACCCAGAUAUCUUAUAUUCUUAUAUACAUGUAUAUAACAAUUUUCAUUAUUCGUGGAGGAGUUAAUGAAACACUAGGAUGUAAAGAAGAUUGGGCAUUUUAUAUGUCUCCUGUUGUGUUAUGAAGCACUAUUACUUUUCUGUGGCCGCUGUAAUAAAGUUUUAUUUAAGAAAAACUCAAGCAUUUAUUUCUGAAUAAAGCAAUUUAUCAGCUUGCGUAUGAUGCAAAAAAUGAGUUUUAGAUAAUAUAAUUGCACUGUACCUUUGAGGUAAUUUGACAUCAUAAAAUUUUGUGAAAUUUGUUCAGAUCAAAGUACAUAUUUUCAAUCCCUUGCAAUACUUCAACUGUUUUGGCAAACAGUUCCAGUUUAGAAUGAAUGACUACAUUACGAUUCCUGGAACCCAACUUUAUGACCAUUUUCAGACGUUGUUACAGUGCUUAAUGCUUAAAAACUUGUUCGUUUAUCUGUCAGUGGAGUCUGCUGUGACAGGUCACAGUUUGGCUGGAAUACUUUUCUGCAAAGUUUUAAUUUACAUAUAUACUAUUUAUUCAUUAUUAUUAUCAUUCAUGUACAAAUAGAUAAUAAUUAUAUAAAAUACAUUAGAAUAAAGUAUAAUGUUUAGUUUAUUUAAAAACACCUGAAUCCGUUGGAUGGAUUUGGAGUGUUUAUUCAUUGUGUAUGUAAAAUACAAAUGUAGUAGCAUUAUUUCUUGAUCCAUAUAAUUUGAUCGACAUAACGCAUUAUUAAAAAUAUAUAUGAUUUGUAAUAUUAGAGUACAGUUUCAUCCCGGUAUAGAUAAAAGCCAUUUUCAUAUUAAAAGCCUUUGAAGAAGGGUUUUAGUUUUAAUAUAUCACACAGCUUACUGCCAGAUUCAUUUCUGGUUUUUCCCAUUUUAAUAAAUAGAUUAAUUUGUUAUUAUUUGCAAAUAAAAAUGGACUAGAUUCAGCUAGUCCUAUAGAGAAUUUAUAAACACAUAGAUGUGUAGUUAGUAACUGUAGUACGUAAUAGUCACAGGAUGAAAGUAGUUGUGUAUAUCAUUUUCUUAAAGGAACUGUAUCGCAAGUUUUAUAUUUGAAAAAAUAAACCGUUACUACACAGUGCCUGUGUAAACCUAAAAUAAUUAAACAUGUGUGUGAAUAUAAACAGUAUUGUAUAUAAGUUUGAAAUAAUAGACAAUUAAUGUAUAAAUGGCUUAUUACCACUAAAAAAUGGAAGUUUUUAAGCAAAGGGCAGUUAGUACAUUGCAAGUGCAAGUUUUCACACAGUUUUUUCAUACAUAUUUAGCCAAACCAAAAUAUUUAAUUAAGAUAAUCUACAUUUAAAGUCAAUAACUAGUGAUAUAUUUUACUGAAUUCUGCACAAAUAAUAUAAAAUUAAGAUAACAAACUGAAUAAUAUGGUUUCUGAUUUAAAAAAAAAAGAUGAUGUUUUGAAUAAAUGUGAUGAUAAAUUAUAUUUAGAUACUCAAAUGGGCAAUGGACUUUUGGGUACAACUUUGGCCUGUCUUUACAUGAGAACUUUCAAUAUUAAGGUAGUUCUGCACGUUUGGAUCGAAAAAUUUUCUACAAUGUAGAAUUUGAUUAAACUCUGAUUUUUCAAAACUUCAGAAUAUACCUAGAAAAUUCAGCAACUAAAAAAGAUAGGGACGUGUACUUGAUUUUUAGCUCACCUGUCACAAAGUGACAAGGUGAGCUUUUGUGAUCGCGCGGUGUCCGUCGUCCAUCGUCCGUCUGUGCGUCCGUCCGUAAACUUUUGCUUGUGACCACUCUAGAGGCCAUAUUUUUCAAUGGAUCUUUAUGAAAGUUGGUCAGAAUGUUCAUCUUGAUGAUAUCUAGGUCAAGUUCGAAACUGGGUCACGUGCCGUCAAAAACUAGGUCAGUAGGUCUAAAAAUAGAAAAACCUUGUGACCUCUCUAGAGGCCAUAUAUUUCAUAAAAUCUUCAUGAAAAUUGGUCAGAAUGUUCACCUUGAUGAUAUCUAGGUCAAGUUCGAAACUGGGUCACGUGCCUUCAAAAACUAGGUCAGUAGGUCUAAAAAAAGAAAAACCUUGUGACCUCUCUAGAGGCCAUAUAUUUCACAAAAUCUUCGUGAAAAUUGGUCAGAACAUUCACCUUGAUGAUAUCUAGGUCAAGUUCGAAACUGGGUCAUGUGUGGUCAAAAACUAGGUCAGUAGGUCUAAAAAUAGAAAAACCUUGUGACCUCUCUAGAGGCCAUAUAUUUCACAAAAUCUUCGUGAAAAUUGGUCAGAACAUUCACCUUGAUGAUAUCUAGGUCAAGGUCGAAACUGGGUCACGUGCCGUCAAAAACUAGGUCAGUAGGUCAAAUAAUAGAAAAACCUUGUGACCUCUCUAAAGGCCAUAUUUUUUUCAUGGGAUCUGUAUGAAAGUUGGUCUGAAUGUUCAUCUUGAUGAUAUCUAGGUCAAGUUCGAAACUGGGUCACGUGCGGUCAAAAACUAGGUCAGUAGGUCUAAAAAUAGAAAAACUUUGUGACCUCUCUAGAGGCCAUAUAUUUCAUGAGAUCUUCAUGAAAAUUGGUCAGAAUGUUCACCUUGAUGAUAUCUAGGUCAGGUUCGAAACUGGGUCACGUGCGGUCAAAAACUAGGUCAGUAGGUCUAAAAAUAGAAAAACUUUGUGACCUCUCUAGAGGCCAUAUAUUUCAUGAGAUCUUCAUGAAAAUUGGUCAGAAUGUUCACCUUGAUAAUAUCUAGGUCAGGUUCGAAAGUGGGUCACGUGCCGUCAAAAACUAGGUCAGUAGGUCAAAUAACUGAAGAACCUUGUGACCUCUCUAGAGGCCAUAUUUUUCAUGGGAUCUGUAUGAAAAUUGGUCUGAAUGUUCAUCUUGAUUGUAUCUAGGUCAGGUUCGAAACAGGGUCAUGUGCAGUCAAAAACUAGGUCAGUAGGUCUAAAAAUAGAAAAACCUUGUGACUUCUCUAGAGGCCAUACUUGUGAAUGGAUCUCCAUAAAAAUUGGUCAGAAUGUUCAUCUUGAUGAUAUCUAGGUCAAGUUUGAAACUGGGUCACGUGCCAUAAAAAACUAGGUCAGUAGGUCAAAUAAUAAAAAAACCUUGUGACCUCUCUAGAGGCCAUACUUUUCAUGGGAUCUGUAUAAAAGUUGGUCUGAAUAUUCAUCUUGAUGAUAUCUAGUUCAAGUUUGAAACUGGGUCAACUGCGGUCAAAAACUAGGUCAGUAGGUCUAAAAUUAUUAAAAUCUUUUGACCUCUCUAGAGGCCAUAUUUUUCAAUGGAUUUUCAUGAAAAUUGAUCUGAAUGUUCACCUUGAUGAUAUCUAGGUCAGUUUCGAAACUGGGUCACGUGCGGUCAAAAACUAGGCCAGUAGGUAUAAAAAUAGAAAAACCUUGUGACCUCUCUAGAGGCCAUAUUUUUCAUGAGAUCUUCAUGAAAAUUAGUGAGAAUGUUCACCUUGAUGAUAUCUAGGUAAAGGUCAAAACAGGGUCACGUACCUUCGAAAACUAGGUCAAUAGGUCAAAUAAUAGAAAAACCUUGUGAUCUCUCUAGAGACCAUAUUUUUCAAUGGAUCUUCAUGAAAAUUGGUCAGAAUGUUUAUCUUGAUAAUAUCUAGGUCAAGUUCAAAACUGGGUCACAUGAGCUGAAAAACUAGGUCACUAUGUCAAAUAAUAGAAAAAACUACGUCAUACUCAAAACUGGGUCAUGUGGGAAGAGGUGAGCGAUUCAGAACCAUCAUGGUCCUCUUGUUUGCUAGACUGAUUUGAAAAAUUUGGACCUCAUGCAGUAUUUCAUAAUGGAAGUCUAUGGGAAAAUCAUAACUUUCAUAACAUUUUCGCAGAUAGAAUUUUUUCUACAAUGUAGAUUUUGAUGAAACUUUCCACGGUUGUUAAUAAACAUAGGCACUAUAAUUUGGUGAAACAAAAUGUAUAGGUCCGUGUGCUUAUUUUUGAGAUAUUUAACCAUAAUAAACGUGAACCGGACAAUUCACGCUAAUUUUAACACAUUAUUUUGAAUUUUUAACGUGCCGUAUCUUUUAAUACCAUAUUUUGACUUUAGAAAUAUAGCAACAGUGCCAUUGUAAUAAAUUUACUCACAGGUUUCAAUUGAUCCAUAAAAUGAUUUUCAUUUCCGUACGCCGAAUUCAGGCUUUAUUCUACGUUUUCCGGAUAAAUAACGUUACGCCAUCACUUCCGGUUUUUCAAACGUGCAGAACUACCUUAAUAGAUUUCUAAGUCUUUUAGAUGUAUUGUUGCAUGUUUGUAUAUUUAUGUUUAUGUAUUUGACAUGAAAUAAAAUAAUGAAAUAUAAA